Messenger RNA from Cavia porcellus (domestic guinea pig), 927 nucleotides. Its product is annotated as olfactory receptor 4C3D-like. Gene Ontology annotation, biological process: G protein-coupled receptor signaling pathway. Gene Ontology annotation, molecular function: G protein-coupled receptor activity; olfactory receptor activity. The coding region runs from base 1 to 927 and encodes 308 amino acids. Lineage: Eukaryota; Metazoa; Chordata; Mammalia; Rodentia; Caviidae. The transcript has a single exon. Gene Ontology annotation, cellular component: plasma membrane. The record is from RefSeq and is a predicted model, not a curated record.
AUGGAUCACCCCACGCCUCCCAAUAAUGUGUCUGAGUUUAUUCUCUUGGGACUCACACAGAAUCCACACUUGCAGAAAAUACUCUUCCUUGUCUUUUUGUUCAUUUUCUUAUUUACUGUGCUGGCCAAUUCGCUCGUUGUCAUCACCAUCUCCCUCAGCCCCUCCCUGUCUGCUCCCAUGUACUUCUUUCUCACCUACUUGUCCCUCAUAGAUGCCUCCUACACCUCUGUCACCACCCCAAAAAUGCUCAUCGACCUGCUCUACCAGAGGAGGACCAUCUCUUUGGGGAGCUGUCUGACACAGCUCUUUCUGGAGCACUUCCUGGGCGGCUCUGAGAUCAUUCUACUUAUUGUUAUGGCCUAUGACCGCUACGUGGCCAUCUGCAGGCCCCUGCACUACAUGACAAUCAUGCGGCAGGGUCUCUGUCGCCUCUUGGUGGUGAUAGCCUGCAUGGGAGGGAUCCUGCAUGCCACUGUGCAAAUUCUUUUCAUGGUCCACCUGCCCUUCUGUGGUCCCAAUAUCAUUGACCAUUUCAUGUGUGACCUCUUUCCAUUGUUGAAACUGGCCUGCAGCGACACCUACUGGCUGGGGGUGGUGGUGACAGCCAAUAGCGGAGCCAUGUGCUUGCUCAUUCUGACCAUGCUGCUUGUCUCUUACGCUGUCAUCCUGAACUCCCUGAAAUCUCAUAGCUCUGAAGGGCGGCGCAAAGCCCUCUCCACCUGCGGAUCUCAUUUUACUGUCGUUGUCCUCUUUUUUGUACCUUGCAUAUUCACUUACAUGCGUCCUGUGGCUACUUACCCCGUAGACAAGUUGGUGACUGUGUUCUUCGCAAUCCUCACUCCCAUGUUGAAUCCUGUAAUUUACACAGUGAGAAACACAGAGGUGAAAAGUGCCAUGAGGAGUUUCCUGAAAAGGAGAAGAAGUUAG